This is a messenger RNA of Didymodactylos carnosus, 879 nucleotides long. Lineage: Eukaryota; Metazoa; Rotifera; Eurotatoria; Philodinida; Philodinidae. The record is from the annotation of a GenBank genome assembly.
AUGAUCAUCCUUCCCAUUGGCGGUAGCAUUGAAAUUAUUGGUUGGGCAGCUCGUAUUUGGUCUUCACAAGAUUCCUUAAACAAUAAUGCCUUUCUGGCUCAAACAGUCACUCUCAUCAUUGCACCAGCAUUCUUCUCAGCAGCAAACUAUGUUAUCUUGGGGAAGAUGAUUCCAAUUAUUGGCAGUCAGUAUUCUCGCCUGAGUGCGUGGACGUAUACAAUCAUUUUUGUGAUUUGCGAUGUGAUAUCUCUCGUUAUUCAGGCAAUUGGAGGUGGAAUGGCUGCCGUAGCUGAAAAUAUGUCAACAUCAACUGAUCUAGGCACACACAUUAUGGUAGGUGGUAUUGUAUUUCAAAUGGCAUCGAUGGCUCUCUAUGUGCUCUUCGGUCUUGAAUUUGCAUGGCGUGCAACUAAGAAACGACCAUUUAAAAAGCGUAUUGCUACUGAUACUCCUGCUUUUGAUCGUGCUCCAUUGUCUCUCGGUAAAUACAAAGGGCUGAUCUUCGCUAUGUUUCUUAGCACACUCAUGAUCUUUAUUCGAUCGAUUUAUCGCACGAUCGAACUGCUACAAGGUUGGACCGGAUACGUUAUUACACACGAACCGUUCUUUGAUUGUCUGGAUGGAGUACCGAUGAUUAUUGCAAUUGCUAUAUUCACGUUUUUCCAUCCAAUGAGGUACUUUACGAAGGCAGACACAAUAUCAGGAGCCGUACCGAAAGAAGAUAUAACAGUUGGUGGAUCACCAGUUGGUUCAUUGGUACUGAAUGGACAAAGGAACGAGAAAGGAAACGGACCAGCGAGUGGCUCUGUAGGAAUGAGUGCGCAAAGCAAACCAAAAAAUGCGUCGGCAGCUAGUUCGGUGUUGAAUGGGUUUAGGUAA